AUGUCUGUAUUAUUCCUACAUCCGGAUUUGGGCAUUGGUGGGGCUGAGCGCGCGAUUGUUGAUGCAGCAAUGGCUGCAAAGCACGCUGGAUACGACGUCGAAAUUGUUACGAAUUUUCAUGAUAUUAAUCAUGCUUUCGAAGAGACGGUAGAUGGCUCUCUCAAAGUUACUCCAGUUUGUCAAUGGCUACCGAGAAGUGUGAUGGGUCAUUUCUUAGCAUUGUGCGCCUACAUGAAAAUGAUUCUAGCCUCUGUUUGGAUCGUAUUCGCUCGUCGAAGACUGGUUGAUUUGGUAUUUGUGGAUCAGGUGUCUGCUCCCCUGCUUGUACUGAAGUUAGCCGGUAUCAAAACAAUAUUCUUCGGUCACUUCCCCGAUUUACUACUGUCGUCUCAUGAUUCCUGGAUUCGAAAAGUUUACAGGUAUCCACUAGACCUUUUUGAAGAGUUUUCAACUGGCAUGGCUGAUACACUAGUUGUCAACAGUCACUUCACUGGUGCCACCUUUAAGCAAACGUUUUCUUCGCUUAAAAACCAUAAAGUAUAUGUAUUGUAUCCCGUUCCAAACACCGAUAACUUGGUAUUACCUCGCGAGGUUUGUGAAGUGUCAAAUACACCUUACCAACCCCCGAAUGCAAAGGCGGCCCUUCAGAGCCUUCAAGAUGUCUUAGGCGUUCGUCCUAAAUUAAUGUUUUUGUCAAUAAAUCGUUAUGAAAGGAAAAAGAAUAUCCGACUCGCCUUUGAGUCAUUUGCUAUUUUAAAAGGAAAUUGGUCAAAAUUGGUAAAGGAUUCACCCUUGUCUCCCUCCGAUGUUUAUAUUGUUCAUGCCGGUGGGUAUGACGUACGGGUUCGUGAAAAUGUGGAGUAUUUCGAUGAACUGAAACAGUUGUUGGAGGAUUUGAAGAUUUCGGAACAGGCUGUGCUGCUGCGAUCCGUACCAUCUGGCACCAAAUCCCUGUUGAUUGCGGCGAGCUCAGCCUUAAUUUAUACCCCUGCCUUCGAGCACUUCGGCAUUGUGCCAAUUGAGGCCAUGUACCUCGGUCGGCCUGUCAUUGCCAUGGAUGCUGGGGGUCCACGUGAGACUCUCGUUCACUGCGAAACCGGGUUUCUUUGUCCCAUCCCCAGCAGCGGUACUUUUGACAAUGUGGAAACCGCCUCCCAGAUUGCUGAAUACAUGUGCAAAUUUAUCAAUGAUCCAGAACUUACAACGACGAUGGGGAAACACUGUCAUGCACAUGUUUUGCAGAAAUUCUCCACAAAAGCUUUCCAAAAGAAACUUUGUCGUAUUUUCAAGCACACGCUCUCUGAUUAUAGCUACACUUUGAAGUUGGCCGGCCAACUUUCCAUGAUAUCUACUGGUGGUGUUGGAAAAUUGAUACUUUAA
This is a messenger RNA of Echinococcus granulosus, 1380 nucleotides long. RefSeq names its product Alpha-1,3-mannosyltransferase ALG2. Gene Ontology annotation, molecular function: alpha-1,3-mannosyltransferase activity; GDP-Man:Man(1)GlcNAc(2)-PP-Dol alpha-1,3-mannosyltransferase activity. Lineage: Eukaryota; Metazoa; Platyhelminthes; Cestoda; Cyclophyllidea; Taeniidae. The transcript is spliced from 6 exons. The record is from RefSeq and is a predicted model, not a curated record. The coding region runs from base 1 to 1380 and encodes 459 amino acids.